This is a messenger RNA of Paraglomus occultum, 296 nucleotides long. The record is from the annotation of a GenBank genome assembly. NCBI's taxonomy places the organism in Eukaryota, Fungi, Glomeromycota, Glomeromycetes, Paraglomerales, Paraglomeraceae.
AUGCCAUGCAUGCCAAUAUCUCUCGAAGCCGAAAUCCAUUCCAGGAUUACUGCCAUUAAAACAUCCUCAGAAAAAGAAAACCUUUUCCUUUCCUCUUCCUCUUCCCGUACAGCCAAAAAAAAGAUUUCCCUCCGGAAAACUAAAGUCAGCGAGAUAACAAAAGAAAUGAUAUCCAACUCUUUGCGUGAUUCGAACGAUGAUACAGACGUAAUAACAGAAGAAAAUCACAAAGCUACCAUAAAUAUCGAUUCUGAGGAAGAUGUUGAUACAUUACCAAUAGUGAUAACGACGAAAAA